This is a messenger RNA of Aspergillus japonicus CBS 114.51, 851 nucleotides long. RefSeq lists its product as uncharacterized. The transcript has 4 exons. The coding region runs from base 136 to 585 and encodes 149 amino acids. The record is from RefSeq and is a predicted model, not a curated record. Lineage: Eukaryota; Fungi; Ascomycota; Eurotiomycetes; Eurotiales; Aspergillaceae.
UAGCCUUUGCCACUCGACGAGCUAGACACAAGUUCGUUAACAACCUAUAUUUGCCGAUAGGAGCCCUCCUACUCAUUUGACUACGGAGGUGGAUGAACCUGUUUUCAGGGCCAAUUGAGGCGCAACUAGCUUUCGAUGCUCACUCAUAUAAAGAGGCUUGCCAAUCUGAUCAUGAAAAUGAGAAUCCUAUUUGACACACCGCCUUCCUGGCCGCCACUCUACCUUUUUCUGCCACAUGACGUCAUACAGUAUCAACACUGCGAGAAUCUGCGAGAAUUAACAAGAAAGAAAAUCUCCCUACAUGGGGCUUGCAUCUGUCGAGGUUGCCAGCUCCACGACCGACCUUUACAAGGCGAUACGCGAAUACUACAAAUUUGUAGUGAUCCACUCAGUUCGAUUUUGUUCAAGGCUGGCCAGCCAACACAGUGGCACCAUACCCCAAGAACAGAUAUGCGCGUUCUAAUCGGCCAUUCGAGUGAGGAACCGUGGCCUGACCAGUGUGGCGCCCUCGACAUGCUCAUGUGCCGCUUACUUCACCCUCCUUUGGCCAUGAGAGUACCACUACAACACCACCACCGUCAUUAAAUGGUUCCCUGGGCUCUCUGAUAGGUGUCUACCUCCCCUACUGGCUUUCCUGUUUCAGCCAUCUAAGUCCGUCGUAUUGCCAGAGUCGUUCGAUGCAUCCAAUGAUAUUGUUUCGUAUGCACGCAUCGAGAAUCCUGCAGUCAACAGCGGGGAGAGACAAGAGACGGCGCUGGGUUUCGCCCCUUGGCCUACAUGGUUGAUAAGGAGGACUAACCUAUAAAUAUAAUACACUAUUUUGUGGCGAAGGCUGAUGCGCAGAUCAUCAU